AACACAUCACUAUUCAUACCAUUCAUAGGCUUUUACUUCUGUUUGCAAUACAUUUAUAACUCGUUCACAACAUAUGUUAUUAACAGUAUUAUAACUAUCAGUCAAAUAGUGGUUAACUGUAUAGUGUUGUGUCGAUACAUGUGACUAUAAUUUGCAUUACAAUUAAUUAGUGUUGCAAUUGAAUGGCUUAUUACCAGAUGCCUGACCACCAGUGGCUCAGAAGUGUGUUCACCCGCGUGGACGCCGACAGGUCCGGUGCCAUCAAUGCCAAUGAACUGCAGUCCGCCCUCUCGAACGGCACGUGGAAACCAUUCAAUCCCGAAACCGUGCGGCUCAUGAUCGGCAUGUUUGAUAGGGACCACUCGGGAACCAUUAACUUCGAGGAGUUCUCCCAAUUGUGGCGAUAUGUGAACGAUUGGCUCAACUGUUUCCGGUCCUUCGACACCGACAACUCCGGUAGUAUCGACCAGCAAGAGCUCAAACAGGCGUUGACCACAUUUGGGUACCGACUGUCCGACCAGUUCUACCACAUACUGAUGCGGAAGUUUGAUCGCGACUCCAAGGGUGCCAUCAAUUUCGACGACUUCAUCCAACUGUGCGUUCAGUUGCAGUCUCUGACCACCAGUUUCCGAGUGCACGACCAGGACAUGGAUGGCUGGAUCAACAUCUCCUACGAGCAGUUUCUCACACUUGUGUUCAACGUAUGCAUCAAAUAAUUACUUCACUGUUAUGUCUGCCCUUCCCCUCCACUCCCGAGAGCU
Oppiella nova is the source of this 761-nucleotide messenger RNA. Lineage: Eukaryota; Metazoa; Arthropoda; Arachnida; Sarcoptiformes; Oppiidae. The record is from the annotation of a GenBank genome assembly.